Messenger RNA from Spizellomyces punctatus DAOM BR117, 945 nucleotides. RefSeq lists its product as uncharacterized. The transcript has 8 exons. The coding region runs from base 1 to 945 and encodes 314 amino acids. The record is from RefSeq and is a predicted model, not a curated record. NCBI's taxonomy places the organism in Eukaryota, Fungi, Chytridiomycota, Chytridiomycetes, Spizellomycetales, Spizellomycetaceae.
AUGAGCACGACGGCAUCGCUUGACAAUGUGCCGUUGACCGCCAGAGAUGGAGCAGCACCAGCUCUUUCCGUCGAGUCAGCAACGUCUCCACUCCGCACAUCCCCUCAAGUCUUUUUCGUAAAGCAACUCACGGUCCAAUUCUUUUUCUCUCGGAAUACACUGCUCUCCAUCUCGCUGGAUGCCGUAUCGGUAGCCACCCAACCAGAAGAAUGGAAUGUAUCCUCCAAACAGGCAGUAUUGGACGAGGAGGAUUUACCUCCCGGAACGGAGUUCGAGGCCCUAGACACUGUGGACGAGAUUAUUUAUUUUGAUAUCGGGAAACUGCUAGAAGACCAAGUGGAGGAUGCCUCGCUUAUUUUUCAGUUCAAUACUCGAACCGGGGUGCAUGUCUUUCAGGCGUUAUCUGAAGAGCAAAAGGCCGAGAUUGCCGCGUGUGUGAGGAAGGCAACGUCAGAAAAACAUGCAAUGCCGCUGGAAGUUGAAGCAAAUGACCAGGACGAGGAGACUGUCAGCAGUAUUGAACACUCUCUCGAACAUUAUACAACACUAUGCGAUACCUACGAAGUCCAACUCCAGUCAAUCAAGUCUCUCGAGUCUAAAUGGACUGAAGUCCACGAAACAAAUACCACACUUGUCGAAAUGCUCGAAGAAAUGCAACACCGAAACGAAAUGCUGGCGGCGCGAUUAGAGGAUGCAAAUAGAUCAAGUCAAGAUGCUGCCGAUAAAAUUGCAACAAUGCAGAGACGAAUGGAUGAAAAGCGGAGAUUGUUGAAGGAAAAGGGCGAGCUGUUACAGAGAAUUGGAGAGCGAAUCACUAAACCCGAUGAUGGGAUACGGCUGCAAUGGCGACAUGUAGCCGCAGGAGCUGGCGCCCUCCUUUUCACAGCAUUCGUCGCCCAUUAUAUAUGGCUCGUACUCGUCUUCACGCGUACAAUGCGAGGUUGA